Messenger RNA from Silurus meridionalis, 1069 nucleotides. RefSeq names its product ADP-ribosylation factor-like 2 (gene arl2). Gene Ontology annotation, cellular component: microtubule cytoskeleton; cytoplasm. The transcript has 5 exons. Lineage: Eukaryota; Metazoa; Chordata; Actinopteri; Siluriformes; Siluridae. Gene Ontology annotation, molecular function: GTP binding; GTPase activity. Gene Ontology annotation, biological process: protein folding. Bases 147 to 701 code for a protein of 184 amino acids. The record is from RefSeq and is a predicted model, not a curated record.
GUUGUCGUCAAAACAGCAGCACUUCCUGGUUUGAAGAAAGCGGCUGCGUCGGAAAGGAGGGAUGCUUCUUUCAAAACCGAAAAGAUAAUUGAUAACUGAUUUUAGAGAUAGAAAGUGUUAUUAUAUUUGGCUUUGAGAGAUUUACAAUGGGGUUAUUGACGAUACUAAAAAAGCUGAAACAUAAGGAGAGAGAGAUGCGCCUACUGAUGCUUGGACUGGACAAUGCUGGAAAAACCACCAUACUGAAGAAAUUCAAUGGCGAAGAUGUCAGCACCAUUUCUCCCACAUUAGGAUUCAACAUAAAGACACUAGAACACAGAGGGUUCAAGUUGAACAUCUGGGAUGUGGGGGGUCAGAAGUCACUGCGGUCGUACUGGAGGAAUUAUUUUGAGAGCACAGAUGGACUGGUGUGGGUGGUGGACAGUGCAGACAGAUUAAGACUGGAAGACUGCAGGAAUGAACUCAGUACACUUUUACUGGAAGAGAGACUAGCAGGAGCCACUCUCCUGGUGUUUGCCAACAAGCAGGAUUUGCCUGGGUCAUUGUCUAAGGAUGCCAUCAGAGAGGCACUAGCUCUGGAUGAGAUUAAGACCCAUCACUGGUGUAUAUUAGGCUGCAGUGCACUGACGGGAGAGAAUCUCCUGACAGGUGUUGACUGGCUUCUGGACGAUAUCGCUGCUCGGAUUUUUACAGCAGACUGACAAAACACCAUUACAUUUAAAAAUGUACAACUACAAUGGUGUUUCUACAGUUAUCACCAUCUUCUCUUCCGUUAAUAACCCUGACCAGGCACCAUAGGCUGUGUGGUAAUGUUUCCUUUUAGAAAGAGACAUUUGUUUAAUGUUGCCUCAUUUCUAUUACCCACAUAAAAGGCUAAAUGGUUCAUGUGUUAAGAGCUAAAAUGUUCAAACUAAACUGUGUGAAAGCCAAGAUGCUUGUGUUGCAGCUGUUAAUGUCUAAAAGGAACAUUCAUGGUUUCUGAAUUUUGUUUACCAAAUGAUUUUGACUUGCUCCUGCACUGCUUGUGUAAAAAAAAAAAAUGAAAAAAUAAAAAGGUUUAAAAAAAUAA